UUUGUGCAGCGGCGCUGGGGCCCCGGACGGCCCCGCCACCCCCGCUCCCGGGAGCCCAGCGCGGCCCCGGGAGACUCGGCGGCCCCGGCGGGCCCCGGAGACGGCGGCGGCCACCGCACAGCGCCCCCUCCGGGCCCCGUCCCCGCGCCCGACAGCGCCCCCCGGAGGCGGCCGGGCCCCCGCGCGCGCGCGCCCCGGGGUGCUUCCCCUUCCCCUCUCCCGGGCCAUGGCCCCCGCGGCUUAGACGCCUCCGAGCAAGCCGCGGGCCGGAUGGACGGGGCCGGGGGGCCCGGUGAGGCCCCGGCCCCCGAGGCGCUGCAGUCCCUGAGCCGGCGGCUGCGCGUGCAGGAGGAGGAGAUGGAGCUGGUGAAGGCCGCCCUGGCAGAGGCGCUGCGCCAGCUGCGGCUGCAGGCGCCCCUCUCCUCCCCGCAGGGCGCCCCCAGCCCCGCGGCACCCCCAGGGCUGCCCGCACCGCGCACCCCCUCUUUGGUGAGCCGAGGCACCCAGACGGAGCUGGACGCCGCCGAGCCGGCCCCGGGCACCCCUGGCCUGAGCAACGGCCCCCCCUGCCCCCAGGGGGGCGGCGAGGAGCCCAGUGGGGCCCAGUCCGAAGGAGGGGGCAGCAGCAGCAGCGGCACCGGCUCCCCGGGGCCGCCCGGGACCCUGCGGCUGGCACAGCCCCCGCAGCGAGCGGAUGCGCCCUGGAAAAAUUCCUCCUCUUCCUCCUCGACUCCCUCAGAGCGGCCCCGCCAGAAACUCUCCCGGAAGGCGGCUUCCUCGGCUAACCUGCUGCUGAGGUCGGGGAGCACUGAGAGCCGUGGAGGGAAAGACCCCAUCUCCAGUCCCGGGGGUCCUGGGUCUCGGAGGAGCAAUUACAACUUGGAAGGCAUCUCUGUAAAGAUGUUCCUUCGCGGCCGCCCCAUUACCAUGUAUAUCCCGUCUGGCAUCCGCAGCCUCGAGGAGCUGCCCAGCGGCCCCCCGCCGGAGACCCUCAGCUUGGACUGGGUUUAUGGCUACCGGGGGCGCGACUCCCGUUCCAACCUCUUCGUGCUGCGCUCCGGAGAGGUGGUCUAUUUCAUCGCCUGCGUAGUGGUGCUGUACCGGCCCGGGGGAGGCCCCGGGGGUCCUGGAGGCGGGGGCCAGAGACACUACCGGGGCCACACGGACUGUGUUCGCUGCCUGGCUGUGCACCCCGAUGGCGUUCGUGUAGCCUCGGGACAGACGGCCGGAGUGGACAAGGACGGGAAGCCGCUGCAGCCCGUGGUGCACGUGUGGGAUUCCGAGACGCUGCUGAAGCUGCAGGAGAUCGGGCUGGGCGCCUUCGAGCGGGGCGUGGGGGCCCUGGCCUUCUCGGUCGCGGAUCAGGGUGCUUUUCUCUGCGUGGUGGAUGACUCCAACGAGCACAUGCUAUCCGUGUGGGACUGUGGCCGGGGCACGAAGCUGGCCGAGAUCAAGAGCACAAACGACUCAGUCCUGGCUGUUGGCUUCAACCCCCGGGACAGCAGCUGCAUUGUCACCAGUGGCAAGUCCCACGUGCACUUCUGGAACUGGAGCUGUGGCGCGGGGGUUCCCGGCAACGGGACUCUCACCCGGAAACAGGGUGUCUUUGGGAAAUACAAGAAGCCCAAGUUUAUCCCUUGCUUUGUGUUCCUCCUGGACGGAAGCAUUCUCACUGGGGACUCAGAGGGGAACAUUCUCACCUGGGGACGGAGCCCUUCAGACACCCGGACUCCAGGCCGAGGGGGGGCCAAAGAGACCUACGGGAUCGUGGCCCAGGCACAUGCGCACGAAGGUUCCAUCUUUGCCCUGUGUCUCCGGCGGGACGGGACGGUGCUGAGUGGUGGCGGGCGGGACCGUCGGCUGGUCCAGUGGGGACCCUCCCAGCCGGGGCCCAGCUUGGUGGCUCUCCAAGAGGCUGAGAUUCCUGAACACUUUGGGGCCGUGCGGGCCAUUGCCGAGGGGCUCGGCUCGGAGCUGCUGGUGGGGACCACCAAGAACGCAUUACUCAGGGGGGACCUGGCCCAGGGCUUCUCCCCUGUCAUCCAGGGCCACACAGACGAGCUGUGGGGGCUGUGCACACACCCCUUCCGGAACUGUUUUCUCACCUGCGGCCACGACCGGCAGCUCUGCCUGUGGGACGGGGAGGGCCACGCGCUGGCCUGGAGCAUCGACCUCAAGGAGACUGGGCUCUGCGCUGACUUCCACCCCAGUGGGGCCGUGGUGGCCGUAGGACUGAGCACGGGGAGGUGGCUGGUGUUAGACACGGAGACCAGAGAGAUCGUGUCCGACAUCACAGAUGGCAAUGAGCAGCUCUCAGUGGUCCGGUACAGCCCAGAUGGGCUGUACCUGGCCAUCGGUUCCCACGACAACAUGAUCUACAUCUAUAGUGUUUCCAGCGACGGGGCCAAGUCCAGCCGCUUUGGCCGCUGUGUGGGUCACUCCAGCUUCAUCACUCACCUUGACUGGUCCAAGGAUGGGAACUACAUCAUGUCCAACUCCGGGGACUAUGAGAUCCUUUACUGGGAUGUGACGGGCGGCUGCAGGCUGCUGCGCAAUCGCUAUGAGAGCCGCGACCGGGAGUGGGCCACCUACACCUGCGUGCUGGGCUUCCACGUGUACGGCGUGUGGCCUGACGGCUCGGACGGCACCGACAUCAACUCCCUGUGCCGCUCGCACAACGAGCGCGUGGUGGCCGUGGCCGACGACUUCUGCAAGGUGCAUCUCUUCCAGUACCCCUGCGCGCGCGCCAAGGCACCGAGCCUCGUGUACGGGGGCCACGGCAGCCAUGUGACCAGCGUCCGCUUCACGCACGACGACUCGCACCUCGUCUCGCUGGGCGGCAAGGACGCCAGCAUCUUCCAGUGGCGAGUGCUGGGCGCUGGCGGCGCGGGGCCGCCGCCCACCACGCCCUCUCGAACCCCGUCCCUGUCCCCCGCCUCCUCGCUGGACGUCUGACCGCGCGGCCCGACGGGCGGGGCGCACCGGCCGGCCCCUGGGACUCCUUUCCCCGACUUCGAGACAUUCCUGAUCGCGCAUUCCCCUGGAGGGGGCGGGCACCCCAGCACACACUGUACAGACCCGCGGGCUGAGCCGGGCGGCCGGGUCCCGGGCCUUGACUCCUGCUGCCAGCCCCGAGGGGCAAUAAAGCCAAAGCAGAGA
This is a messenger RNA of Sorex araneus (European shrew), 3159 nucleotides long. RefSeq names its product EMAP like 3 (gene EML3). Gene Ontology annotation, cellular component: mitotic spindle. Gene Ontology annotation, biological process: microtubule cytoskeleton organization. Gene Ontology annotation, molecular function: microtubule binding. The coding region runs from base 271 to 2955 and encodes 894 amino acids. Lineage: Eukaryota; Metazoa; Chordata; Mammalia; Eulipotyphla; Soricidae. The transcript is spliced from 22 exons. The record is from RefSeq and is a predicted model, not a curated record.